AUGCGGAAGACUCUUCACAAGAGAGCCGUGACCAGCUGGCAGCCUCGUACAGCAGGCUCAGACCCUCCCAUUGCUCAGGCCUUCAUCACCUGUCUGGGACCAGGCACCCCGCUCCCUGCCCUUCCCGCCUGCCCUCCGCGGCGCGGCGGGGCCGAGGGGGCCGGGCGGGGGGCGCGGGGCCGCUGCCCGCUCCCCACGCGGCCCCAGCCCUCCGAACUGGUUACAGCCAGCGGCCGCCGCGCCGGCUCGCCGGGCUGCAGCCGCCUCCUCCCCUCGCUCCCCUUCCGCCUGCCGGGCCGGCCGCCCCGCUUCAGGCCGGGCCGGCUCCCACGGGACCGCAUUCCUCCCCUCACCUCGCGCCGUCGGGAUCCGGCUCCUCAGCGGCAGCGGGAGCGGCAGCAUUCCCGGGACGCUGUCUCCACGCCGGCGCCCCCGGCGGCUUCUCCUCCCCACGGGGCUCUCUCCGCUCUCCGGCCCGCAGCUCCCGAGCGCUCCCGGCCGCCGCAGCCCCGUCCCGCCUCUCCGCUCUCUCCCCGGCGCUCAGUAAUGGCGGCCGCCGAGCCUCCCCGGCUCUCGCUUGGCUGACGGAGUCUCUCUCUCCCCCUAACUUUACCU
This is a messenger RNA of Camarhynchus parvulus, 615 nucleotides long. RefSeq names its product programmed cell death protein 7-like. The transcript is spliced from 2 exons. NCBI's taxonomy places the organism in Eukaryota, Metazoa, Chordata, Aves, Passeriformes, Thraupidae. The coding region runs from base 1 to 585 and encodes 194 amino acids. The record is from RefSeq and is a predicted model, not a curated record.